CAUUCGCGUGGGCAGAACCUUUGGCCAGCCCUGGAGCGUCGCCGUGCCCAUGUUGGGUAGCGUCGGCUCUUGAGCGGACGUUAUAUCUGGCGUCGCGACGCUUCCAGACCUCAGCCGCUCCGCAGCCGCCCGCCGAUUCACAACCCACCCCCCACGAGACAUUAAAAAGAAAACAAGAUGUGUGACGACGAAGUAGCAGCUCUGGUCGUAGACAAUGGCUCCGGUAUGUGCAAGGCCGGUUUCGCCGGAGACGACGCUCCCCGCGCCGUCUUCCCAUCCAUCGUCGGUCGCCCCCGUCACCAGGGUGUGAUGGUCGGUAUGGGACAGAAGGACUCCUACGUCGGUGAUGAAGCCCAGAGCAAGAGAGGUAUCCUCACCCUGAAGUACCCCAUUGAGCACGGAAUCAUCACUAACUGGGAUGAUAUGGAGAAGAUCUGGCACCACACCUUCUACAAUGAACUCCGUGUGGCCCCCGAGGAACACCCCGUUCUCCUGACCGAGGCUCCCCUCAACCCCAAGGCUAACCGUGAAAAGAUGACCCAGAUCAUGUUUGAGACCUUCAACAGCCCAGCCAUGUACGUCGCCAUCCAGGCCGUCCUCUCCCUGUACGCUUCCGGUCGUACCACCGGUAUCGUCCUGGACUCCGGAGAUGGUGUCUCCCACACCGUCCCCAUCUACGAAGGUUAUGCCCUUCCCCACGCCAUCCUCCGUCUGGACUUGGCUGGUCGCGAUCUUACCGACUACCUCAUGAAGAUCCUCACCGAGAGAGGUUACUCCUUCACCACCACCGCUGAGCGUGAAAUCGUUCGUGACAUCAAGGAGAAGCUCUGCUAUGUCGCCCUGGACUUCGAACAGGAAAUGGCCACGGCUGCCGCCAGCACCUCCCUCGAGAAGAGCUACGAGCUUCCCGACGGUCAGGUCAUCACCAUCGGCAACGAGAGGUUCCGUUGCCCUGAGGCUCUCUUCCAGCCUUCCUUCUUGGGUAUGGAAUCCUGCGGUAUCCACGAGACCGUCUACAACUCCAUCAUGAAGUGCGACGUUGACAUCCGUAAGGACCUGUACGCCAACACUGUCCUUUCCGGUGGUACCACCAUGUACCCCGGUAUUGCUGACCGUAUGCAGAAGGAAAUCACCGCCCUGGCUCCAUCCACCAUCAAGAUCAAGAUCAUCGCUCCCCCUGAGAGGAAGUACUCCGUGUGGAUCGGUGGAUCCAUCCUGGCUUCCCUAUCCACCUUCCAACAGAUGUGGAUCUCCAAGCAGGAGUAUGAUGAGUCCGGUCCUGGAAUUGUUCACCGCAAGUGCUUCUAAACGGCUUGACCUUUCUAUACGAAUUACCUUUCCAAUCAUCAACCAGACCAAACUUCACUUCACCGAACGAAGAUACGCAACAACCAAAAAAAA
Cephus cinctus (wheat stem sawfly) is the source of this 1401-nucleotide messenger RNA. Its product is annotated as actin, muscle. The coding region runs from base 178 to 1308 and encodes 376 amino acids. Gene Ontology annotation, biological process: mitotic cytokinesis. NCBI's taxonomy places the organism in Eukaryota, Metazoa, Arthropoda, Insecta, Hymenoptera, Cephidae. The transcript is spliced from 3 exons. The record is from RefSeq and is a predicted model, not a curated record.